This is a messenger RNA of Salvia splendens (bonfire salvia), 1461 nucleotides long. Its product is annotated as ethylene-responsive transcription factor CRF4. Gene Ontology annotation, molecular function: DNA binding; DNA-binding transcription factor activity. Lineage: Eukaryota; Viridiplantae; Streptophyta; Magnoliopsida; Lamiales; Lamiaceae. The record is from RefSeq and is a predicted model, not a curated record. Bases 238 to 1215 code for a protein of 325 amino acids. The transcript has a single exon. Gene Ontology annotation, biological process: regulation of DNA-templated transcription.
UUUUGUAGCAGUGGUAGCAGUAUACAAGGCGUAGAGUAGACUGCGUCGUUUUUUCACUUUGGUUGUUUUACCUUUGAAUCCUCCUUUUUAGGGUAUUGUCUUUUUUGUUUGUCAGAUUUUUGCAAGCGUGGGUUUGAUUCUCUCUCGCUCUUUAAACUUCUCUUUGACGCCAUCUUUUUAUCUCUCUACCGACUUUAGUCUUUACUCCCUCCCAUAGUUUCUCUUGUAUGUUCAACAAUGGAUCAUAGCAUACUCUACAACCCAGUGAAAUACACCGAGCACAAAAAAACCACCACAAAAAUCAUUAAACCAUCACACCAAAACCCAAGAAAAACCCUUCCCAACGCUCCGAGAAAUGUCCGUAUCACUAUGACCGAUCCCGACGCCACUGAUUCCUCCAGCGACGAACAAGAAGAAGACAAGCUUUUCCACCGGCAACGCGUCAAGAAAUACAUCACUGAAAUCAAAAUGGAGAGAGGCUUGAUCAGCGGCGCCAAAGUCAGCGCUCUCCGGCCCAAGCCCAGGCCCAUGAAGAAGCCCACGGAGGCCGCCGGGGCAAGGAAGUUCAGAGGCGUCCGGCAGCGGCCGUGGGGAAAAUGGGCCGCCGAGAUAAGAGACCCUUGCAGAAGGGUCAGGCUCUGGUUGGGGACUUAUAGCACGGCCGAGGAGGCCGCCAUGGUCUACGAUAACGCUGCCAUAAAGCUCCGUGGCCCGGAUGCUAUCACAAACUUCACCCCGCCGCCGGCGAGUAAUGUGGCAUCGGUUUCGGGAUAUGACUCCGGUGACGAGGCGCGUGUCGUUUCCUCUCCAGUUUCGGUUCUUCGGUUUAAAAACAGUGGCUCGAGUGAGAGUGCUGAACCGGCCGGUCUAAGUAGCCAGUGUAGUGAGUAUUCCGAAUUAGUAGAUGGUCUGAACCGGACCGAACCGGUUAGUAACGAAUUCAGUUUGGAGAUGUUGGAGUGUGAAGGUGAAACGAGUACUGUACCGGAUUACUGGAACGAAUAUUUGGGGAUGGAGGUUCCGGUUUUCGACAAUUUCUUCGACUUGGGGCUGCAAGAGGAGCACUUGUUUGGGGACGAAGCGAGUUGUUUCGGCGAUCCCCCGUCGCUCGGGGUGAAGUUCGGAGAUGUUAAUGAUUCGUUUAUGGAACUUGGCUCAAUCGAUGUUGAAGAUUAUUUUGGUUUUGGUGGCUCUGAUGAAGUCUUAGCAAUAUAACAAUGUUCAAAAAAAUGAUACUACAUGUUUGAACACAGUCGGAUUGCCGAUUGAAUAUUGGCAAAUUUUGUUAUCUUUUUCCGACUGUCGGCUUGUAUUUUGUUUUAAUUAAGUAUAGUUAGUAGUUAGUAUCUAAUAUAGAUGCAUCGAUCUCCAUUCAAAAUGAAAAUGGAGGUUUAGUUGUGUCAUGAGUGAGUUCUGUGUAUUAGGCGUGAUACAAAUCUUGAAACAAUAAAAUGGAUUUGU